Molecule: messenger RNA, 882 nt
Organism: Batrachochytrium dendrobatidis JAM81
Lineage: Eukaryota; Fungi; Chytridiomycota; Chytridiomycetes; Rhizophydiales
Exons: 6
Coding region: 1-882 (293 amino acids)
Source: RefSeq, a predicted model, not a curated record
AUGACUGCAGCAACUCUAACAGUUCCAGUCAAUGGCCUCACACUCAGCCGUCUGUUCAGCGUCACUCAAUUAUCUCCUACUCUGCAGCCACAAUCCGAUGUUGUGCUGUCAAUCACUCUUUCUUCGCUCUGUUACUCGGUCAAAAACACUUGUACAAAUCCCGACUUGGUUCCAUCCCAAUGGUCUGUUCUAGGAAGCAUUGACCAAGUUACAUUCAUAGAUAUUGGUCAUUUUUUAGGAGAACAGAAUCCAUCCUUGAUCCCUGCUAUUCAAUUCAAUACAGCUUCUGGAGUUCAUCUAUAUCUCUGUUCUGAUGCUAAACAAAAGUCGGAAUUGUCUCGAUACUGGGACUCUCUUGUAUUAUUUCAAAAGAUAUCUCAUGGCAACACUACAGCUCCGCUGUCUGAUUCCAUGCAGAGAAUCUCAAGCAUGUCAGUCACUGAUGCUCUUUCUCGAACUUCUGAUCUACAUGGUUCUCAGCUUACUUUAAAUGGAGUUGUCGAGCAGUUGCGCAAUUUUUCUACCAUGUCAGAUAGGUUCAAGUCGAAAAUCAUUGCCAUGGAGGCUGUAAUCCAAACCAAAGCAGCCAAAAUACAAUCCAUUGCUCGUCAGUUUCGAAAUCUAGAGCUAAAAAAUACGGAAUUACUCUGUCAACUUAACGAAUCGCAACAGCGAAAUAUAGAAAUCAUGGAGCGGCAUAGCAGGUCAGAGCAAAUGCAUUUAAAAUCAUUAGAGAAAUUGUCGCAGUUGCAAUACCGAUUAGAUGAUCGAGCUGCGAUCUUGUCAGAAAAGCAUGAUGUGCUGAACGAGCUGCAACGAAGACUUGAUACAACUAAAAAGAAAUCUCGCCAUGGAACCUUUUUUAUAUAUUUUAGUAUGUAG